CGCCCAUAUAAGCUUGCUUAGAGUAGUAGAGCAAAAUGCACUUGUAUCUCCUUGGCGUAAGGCGGGGGAAAAAUCCAAGGGAUCACAAUGGCCUGACACCAGGUAACAUCCCAGGGCUGAGUUGUUGCAUAACAAUAGAACUGCCUGGUCUUGUACGACCUCUGUCUCUCGUAAUUCUUCCAACAAAUAUGCACGGCUUGCAGAACUUCACUGCAUGACACAAAUCAGGCAGGUGGAUAAGAAACCCUUGGCAUCAAGCCAGCGUCGUGAUGUUGGACCGAGAUCUCACCUGUGCCACAUGUAUCCAACGUGGGGAUCAGAAAGCCAACGGACCGAUUCUAAAACCCGUGCGUCAGCAGUUAUAUUAAAUUUGACACCAGAAACGAAGCUGUCUGCGUCUGCGGCACGAUCCGAGAACUCCACCGACCAGCCUCCUUCAAGAAUGCUUCAUACAUGCACCGACGUUCUAGUGUAACCAUCUACGAGAAUUCUCCGGCUCACCUUCACCGGCUCGAGUCCAGUCAGACCUUGGAUCUAGCUACUUUACACGCCUUCGCAUUAAUUGUUCCGGCGGUCAGACCUACGAAUCCUCGAAGUCAGGACCGAGGAGUGACUCAUAUCGUCUCUCAAUAAUUGAUUCCAGCGCUUCACGACUCGUUUUUUGGCCCAGCUCCCUUCAUUCUUGAAACAAACUACACACUUGGGUACUACACACACCUUUCAAGAUGGGCCGCAGGAACUUGGGGCUUGAAAUUGACGGUGAAAAUAAUGUUGGCCUCGAAGACCACAAUGGAGAAGAUGCGACCCACGUAGAAAAUUUACCACCUCGCGAUCGUGGGAGAGCAGCUUGGACGUGUUUGACAGCAGUCUCAGUAAUAUCUAUGAUCACAUGGGGCUUCGGUGCCAGUCAGGGAAUAUUCCGCGAGCAUUACUUCAAGAGUGGGCCAUUCAAGGGCAACCAACUCGUCGCCUCAAUUGGUCUUCUCGUGGUCGGGAUCUUACAAUCUCUUUCGCCAUUCACACUCAAGCUCAUCACUACAUAUCCAAAUGUCCGAUUCUACAUGAUGUGGGCGGGCAUGGUCUUGGUCGUCGCAUCCUCUCUUGGCGCCGCUUUCGCCGCCACAGCAGUGCAAGUCAUCAUGACACAAGGUCUGAUGUACGGGAUUUCAAGUAGUUUUCUCUUUGCUCCCUGCAUAAGUUUCGUGGAUGAGUGGUUUCUUGAGCGACGCGGACUUGCCAACGGUAUAUUCUUUGCUGCACCCAAUAUUGCGUCGGCAGUCCUAUCGCCCAUUUAUUCGGUUCUGUUGGACAGAUUCGGACCCCGCAAGACACUCAUUGGGUGGGCAGUAUUCUCCGGUGUAGUACUCCCGCUUGCUAUACUCUGCGUGCGGCCUCGACGUGUAUCCACAGGCCGGGCGGAGACCACUUCAGCAGAUACAAAAGCAUCAUCCCUAAAGCUAUUCAAAAAGCCUCUACUGUGGCUUUUCGUACUAUCCAUGGCCUUACAAAGCUUGGCGAAUAAUAUUCCAGCGAACUACCUCCCUAGUUAUGCUACGGACUUGGGUGUCUCCUCGAGCAACGCAGCGCUAUUGGUCACAUACCUGUCAUUAUCAGGUGUUGUGGGCCAACCUCUGGCAGGAGCUUUAACAGAUGCGAUAGGACCUCGAAUACCGCUACUGCUCAGCACUCUAGUCAGUACAUUUGCAGUCCUUGUUGUCUGGGGACUAGGUAGACAGUACUGGACAAUGAUCAUCGUAUCACUGCUAUUCGGUGGCUUUGCAUUUAGUUUCAUGGUUCUCCGCAGCCAUAUGGCAGCUCUUGUGGUAGAUGACAAAGAUAAUCAAGCCGAUGAGCUACUGGUUUCAGGACUUCUCCUUAUGACAAGAGGACUCGUGGGAGUUGCUUCAGGGUAUGUAGCUGCGGCGAUAUUACAAAACACUGAGGAAAUGGGCGUGCAGCCGGGGUAUGGCGCUGGCAAGUGGCGGACUUUCAUCAUUUAUCAAGGUGCUGUGAUGGCGGCAUCCACGAUAGGUGUGAUGGGUAUGUUGAGAAAGAGGAAAGCUUGAAAAUCAAUUGUAAUCUGUAAAUCACGACUUGAGGUACAUCAAAAUAUCAAUAACUCAAAGGAUAAUUUAAAGGAA
Messenger RNA from Cadophora gregata, 2141 nucleotides. RefSeq lists its product as uncharacterized. The transcript is spliced from 6 exons. Gene Ontology annotation, molecular function: transmembrane transporter activity. Gene Ontology annotation, biological process: transmembrane transport. Bases 726 to 2066 code for a protein of 446 amino acids. Gene Ontology annotation, cellular component: fungal-type vacuole membrane. Lineage: Eukaryota; Fungi; Ascomycota; Leotiomycetes; Helotiales; Ploettnerulaceae. The record is from RefSeq and is a predicted model, not a curated record.